CAGUCUUUUUCCCUUUUCAUUUUGCGCCCUCAUCUUCCAGAACAGCUUGUUCCGAGCAGACAUACAAAGCGACAGGUUUUUCAUCCACAUGUCUAUGCAGUGCAGUAUUUAUUUAUAUAAUUGUCGUUAUAUAACAGCAUAGGAGUAAAGACAUUACAUUUGACUGAAAACCACUUGACGUUUACGGAAACCACCAAGCUCCCACAGUUCCAGACCAACAUCACCAUCAGACCACCAAGCCGCUGUACCAUGUUGUCACUCUAGGCCUGUCUGCGCAGCUGUGACCCAGCCCAGGCCGUGGCUAUCUAUCAUGGAGCUCCACACCUCCACUGGGACACACAAGGAAAUGGCUGAUUCAGACCCAUCGUCCCCUUCUGAUCCCCAACUGCCACUGAGCUCUCCCCGCACCCCUCUCUCCUUGUCCUUCCCCUUCUUCAGGGAGGGAAGUCGAGUCUGGGAGAGGGAUAGGAAACCCCCCUUGAUGCCAGGCGAGCUGCCCAGCCCUUUACCCACCAAACGCACCCGCACAUACUCAGCUACGGUGCGAGCCAGAUCAGGUCCAGUGUAUAAGGGUGUGUGUAGGACCUUCUACAGAUCCCAAGGUCAUGGCUUUAUAAAGCCCUCUAAUGGUGGAGAGGACAUAUUUGUACAUAUCUCUGAUAUUGAUGGAGAAUAUGUGCCAAUGGAAGGUGAUGAAGUCACAUACAAAGUCUGUCCCAUCCCCCCCAAGAACCAGAAGAUCCAGGCUGUAGAUGUGGUUAUCACCCACCUGGCUCCAGGAACCAAGCACGAGACCUGGUCUGGAAAGAUCAUCAGCUCCUAGAUCAGCUGCACCAGGACAGAGUCAAUGUGGGGAAGAGUGUGAAGUUGGGGUGGGUAAUAAUAGCAGCAUGGAGAAACGAAAGUGGUGAAAGGACCUGGGAGAGAUCCAAGGGUCUCUAGGGUAAGGAGAAAAGUUGAGGAAUUAAGGAGCCUGGGGAGGUAACAUGGGGAGGAAGAAGUGGUUAAAUGGGCACAUGGAGCAGUGGAUGGAGUGAAAAAGCAUUGAACCUGUGGGGUUGGAAUGUGGUACAAUACUUUAGGGGACGGUUUCUUGUACACAGAUUAAAACUAGUUCUGGACUGAAAUUCCCAUGGAGAUUUUCCAUUGAGCUUGAUGUCUUCACCAGGGCUAGCCUUAUUUUGUGACUUGGAAAAAUAUGGGAAGAUGGCAUUUAUUAGAUUUUAGUUGUAUUUUAAACAUUUAUUUAAGAUAGUGGGAAUUGGAUACAUUUAAAGGAACGAAUCACCAGAAAAAUGUAUUUUGAUAUUUGUUUAAUUAGUCCACUGACCAAAUGUUUUGGAUGGCUUCAAUCACAUUUAAAAUAUAUACUUUUAAGUACAGAAAAACAGACGAUAUGAUGCAUUUUGCCAGUUUAUGCACCAUAACAGAUGUAUUUCUGUAUUUUGAAAGUACAAUAAUUUUGAAAGUCUGGUUACUGACAUGCCAGAAAUGUUGGGGUUAUAUCAACUGUGGAAUAAUUAAACAAAUACUAAUUUGAGGUGAAUCUUUAAUGAAAAUCAUUUUAUAUAGGGAAAACUGUGAAGAAAUGAGCAAUUCAAUUAAAUUAUUCCUACUGUACCUUUUAAUUUAUUUAUUGACCUGUUUCAUUCAUUAUGGAAGUGAAGUUAUUUUAUAUGCCUGGUCUAACCUAUUUCAUAACCCACUCUGAUGAUACUGCCCAGAUGAAGCCCGCUCCUUCAGUCUUAUGUUGAUCAACAGUUAUUAUACGUCUUUGUAGCAGAAUUUUACUAUACAAAGCUUAACCUUUUUUUUAAUCAGUAAAAUAUAAAAAAAAAUAACAUGUUAAUAUUGUUUAAGAAAUGUACACACUCUUGUCAAUACUAAAUAGUCUCAUUAUACAGUAGCAUUAGGUUUCUAUGCAUCAAUACCAUGAUUUUAUUUUUGUUAUGAUUAGAGCUAUAAUCUAUAGUAUAUUAGUGUACUUUUUAUGUUGGGAAACCGUUUACAUUUUAUUGUGUUCAAGUGCAAUUUUUAUGUCUAAUCACUGUGACUAAGCAACCUUUCAUUACAAUUAAGUGUUACUACUGUAUUUUUCACAUACUUGUAUAAAUAUUUUUGAUUAUUUGA
This is a messenger RNA of Esox lucius (northern pike), 2130 nucleotides long. RefSeq names its product cold shock domain containing C2, RNA binding a (gene csdc2a). The coding region runs from base 311 to 823 and encodes 170 amino acids. Gene Ontology annotation, biological process: regulation of mRNA stability. Gene Ontology annotation, cellular component: cytoplasm. Lineage: Eukaryota; Metazoa; Chordata; Actinopteri; Esociformes; Esocidae. The record is from RefSeq and is a predicted model, not a curated record. Gene Ontology annotation, molecular function: mRNA 3'-UTR binding. The transcript is spliced from 4 exons.